AUGUCGUCCCAGGCGACUACUCAGGAUGGAGAAGGCUAUGAGGACCCUUCCAGGCUGAUGAGCAAAGAGGACGUACGCGGAAUCUGUGAAGUCGUCGGGCUUCCGAAAGAGUCAGUCAACAACCAUGAGCCGAUGCCUGAGCCAUUGCGGCUGGGUGCUGGAAGAGUUCGGGCUUUCGACAAAGGCAGGUUCUACAUUAAAUUCUGGAGACUGAAUCUAACGGACCAAAUCGAUCAAUCCAUCAAGACCUUGAGGGAGAGAGGACUUAGGGCAAAGAGUCAUGCGCUAUCGCUCUACCCUACUCUUCUGAUGCACGAGAACAUUGAUGCUCCAACAUGGGCAGAAAGAUUUUCCAAAAGCGACUUUGAUUAUUACGCAGAAAUGGCGCGAAACAAGGAGCUAGUCGACAGAUCUACCCUGGCAGAGUACUACAAAUUGAUGGCGUAUGAGUAUGCCAUGGAGGCCAUGAACGAGUACCUGGAGCCAAGAGAAGCAGAGCGUGCGAAAGCUUCAGGAGCCGGAUUCCGAACCAACAUUCAAUGUUUUACAGAGGCAGCGCGAGAACAAGGAGGAGUGCUUGCACUUUGGGAGCAUGUGGCCAAAUUGCACCAUUCUGAUGAAAGUUUUCAAAAGUGGUGGACCCGAGCUGCGUUUGCUCGAGGACAUGCUGAAUGGUUGUUGAAAGAGCCUUAUAAGAAAUAUCACGGACAAUCUAGCAAACCCCAAGAUCCCAUCGAGCCAUGGAGACUCUGGCCUCCAAGGUCUCCUCGUCAGUCCACCCAAGAUUGCGUUCCAAACUUCCUGCAAGGCCUGUGGGGCCCCAACGACUUCUAUCGGACAACUUACUGGCUAUCUCACCACACUUUGACCGAGGCAGAAUAUCAGUUAACGGGCCGCAUGCCUCUGUCAAGUCUAUUUGGCGCACCGGAUUUUGUCUUUUUAGAAACCUCAGAAAUGGGAUGGGCACAGGAGCUUUUUGGCCUCUUUUCCGACUUUGCCGUUCGGUCGGCGUUCGAGAAACAGACGUUGUUUAGGCAGAGGUACCUCCGAAAGGGAGUCUACGACACGCUGCCAGCUUCGGCUAGCGCCUACCACAAAGCUUUGGCAAUCUGUGCAGAUGACGUUGUAUACGAACGUGCCAUAGAGCUGACUCUCAAAGUUAACUUGAAAGCUGAUGUGGAUAUCAAGAACAGCCCUGCUGAGAGAGACAUUGAGAAUCUCAGGAGAGAUAUUCAGUUGAUCACGGCCCGGAGAGCGACAAUGACUCGACAAGAAUCAAAACUAUGCGGAUUCCAGAAGGCCGUGUCCGACAUUAUCCACCAUUACUCAGACCGAAUCUGCAACUCGAAUACUCGAGCAAGCUUCAUGGUCGUCCUCGCUCUGCAAUUGGAACUCCGACAACUUCUGUCCCCCUGGCUACUGGUCAAGGCAUUCAUGAGCGUAGGGGGCAAGUGGAAAUGGGGUCUCAGCCCACCCGGACAGCCAGUCCAGGCACCACAGCCGAGUUCUGGACUCGAAACUAUCCCUUCAUUCGUUGAAAUGGGUCGUAUCAUGUUCAUAGAUCUCAAACUCGAAACGAUACGUGCGCAGAUUCUGAGGAACGAAACUUUACAAGGCGAUGAGCUGCAAAUGGCGUUGUGUUUCCGCCGGUUUCUGGAGACGGGCCAAGAGGCCCAGAUGCCGCUCAUGGCGAUGGGUCUGCGGAGACGUCGCGACAUUACUAUUGUCGAGUACAACGAGACAUCAGCUAUCAAAUGUGCUGAAGGCUGCACGUGUUCGUUGAGUACGCAGAAGGAUCGGAAAAAGAUGCUUGCUGCGAAGAGGAAAGGCAAUGAACCAGUGAUCACGGCGGAGCGACAGAAGAUCCACGCCUGGUUUACUCGUGUUGAGGGACCGCUAAAGGCGACUGAUCUGGAAAGUCCAGGAAGUCACGCCUUCCUCUCAGCCAACAGAGGUUUUCCGCAACGGCAAGGAGCCUCACUGUCCUCAGAUUCAUCGGCAAUUCUGUCAUCGGCAUCGUCCAUAUCCUCCAUCUCCUCAUCCUCGCUGACCCCAUCCAGCCCAAGACCUGCAAUCAAUCAACAACUCCAGCCGUCUUACACAUUUCCCCACCACCAGCGUGCCUUAGCAUUACGCGCAGCCAGGUCGAGCGGCGCCCUAAACUUAACGGAUUCAACCAACUUACACCAAAUCCACCCACCGACAGCCUCGUCGUCCCCACAGAGCCCGACACGAGUUCGAGACCCACCGGUGCGGACAUUGCAACCUCCUCCCCUCCAAGCAACCGAACUCAGGCAUAGCAGCAUCCUCCGUUCUUCCCCUUCAGUCCCCAUAAUGCAGAAGUCGCCAAUGACGGCGAAUGCUCCACCGCCUCUACCACAAUCACCCCAGAGGCAACACCCUCCCCGCCAAUCCACGCUCCUGGAAGCAAGAAGCUCCAAUGUCGAAGAUGGGGGUACCCGGCGAGGGAAGCGAAGGAGUAUCUUCGGCAACUUGUUCCGGCGGCGGGAUCGUACAGGGUAG
Molecule: messenger RNA, 2523 nt
Organism: Cladophialophora bantiana CBS 173.52
Lineage: Eukaryota; Fungi; Ascomycota; Eurotiomycetes; Chaetothyriales; Herpotrichiellaceae
Exons: 7
Coding region: 1-2523 (840 amino acids)
Source: RefSeq, a predicted model, not a curated record